UACAUACGCCAGCCUCAAAACCAAUAUAUUGAAAAAGCCGCCUCGCGAAAAGCUUCCAAACCUCCAAACAUCCUAAAUCAAAAGCCAUCACAAUGUCUGUCCUCGAGGUCGGCGAUUCUUUCCCGGGCAACGUGUCCUUUGGCUACAUUCCCUUCACCCCGGAGACCAAGGACAUCACCAGCUGCGGCAUCCCCAUCAAGUUCGAUGCCAGCACCGAAUUCAAGGACAAGAAGGUCAUCGUCGUCGCCGUCCCCGGCGCCUUCACGCCCACCUGCCAGGCCAACCACCUGCCCGGCUUCAUCGAGAACGUCGACGCCCUCAAGGCCAAGGGUGUUGAGAAGGUCGUCGUGAUUGCCUCCAACGAUCCCUUUGUCAUGUCCGCCUGGGGCAAGGCCAACUACACCAAGGACGACUUCAUCAUCUUCGCUUCGGAUUCCGAGCUUGCGUUCAGCAAGGCUAUUGGCUGGACCAUGGGCGACCGAACUGCCCGAUAUGCCAUCGCCGUCGACCACGGCAAGGUCAUUUAUGCCGCCAAGGAGACGGAGCGCGGCGUCGAUGUCUCUGGAGCCGAUGCUGUCCUGGCCAAGCUGUAAACGGGGGGCGUUCUUUUCCUCUCGGCUUUCUGGCUGUAGAUUUUUUUCACACACAGGGAAAUAAAAGGGCACUUCGGAGAAGAGGUGUUUGUUUUGGGAUUUAAGGCAUCAAAGCUAGAUAGCGCCUCAGAGUAAAUGAUAAUUCACACAUUGAUUGCUUGGG
Messenger RNA from Trichoderma virens Gv29-8, 756 nucleotides. RefSeq lists its product as uncharacterized. Gene Ontology annotation, molecular function: thioredoxin peroxidase activity. Gene Ontology annotation, biological process: hydrogen peroxide catabolic process; cell redox homeostasis; cellular response to oxidative stress. The record is from RefSeq and is a predicted model, not a curated record. NCBI's taxonomy places the organism in Eukaryota, Fungi, Ascomycota, Sordariomycetes, Hypocreales, Hypocreaceae. Bases 93 to 593 code for a protein of 166 amino acids. The transcript has 4 exons. Gene Ontology annotation, cellular component: mitochondrion; cytoplasm; peroxisome.